CCUGGUCUGCCAAAGGGCGUGUAUCCUAUCACUCCCAUGGCAUGGUCGUUCAUCACACUGAUGCCGGGAUCUGCAGAUGUGAGCUUGAAGGUUCACAUCUCUCGAGAGCAACUCCCCAUUCAACCCGUGUUUGCAGUCACUGGACAUUCAGCACAAGGCAAAACACUGCUGAAGGUAAUUGUAAGCUUACAUGAAGGGGGGUUCGGAUCCUAUGUUGCUGCUUCUCAUGCACAGUGCUGUGAUGGACUGUGA
Messenger RNA from Suillus bovinus, 252 nucleotides. RefSeq lists its product as uncharacterized. Lineage: Eukaryota; Fungi; Basidiomycota; Agaricomycetes; Boletales; Suillaceae. The record is from RefSeq and is a predicted model, not a curated record. The annotation marks the transcript as partial. The transcript has a single exon.